Molecule: messenger RNA, 2167 nt
Organism: Salvia hispanica
Lineage: Eukaryota; Viridiplantae; Streptophyta; Magnoliopsida; Lamiales; Lamiaceae
Product: arginine decarboxylase-like
Biological process (GO): L-arginine catabolic process; spermidine biosynthetic process
Molecular function (GO): arginine decarboxylase activity
Source: RefSeq, a predicted model, not a curated record
AUGGCGGUGGAUACUGCUGUUUCUCCUCAAGUUCAGCCCUACGCUUUCUCCAGCUUGGGUAGCACUCUCCAAGUCCACGCCGCCGCUACUCCGCCUUCUUCCGCCGCUGCAUGGUCUCCGUCGCACUCGGAGACGCUGUACCGCGUGGAUCGGUGGGGACCGCCUUACUUCGCCGUGAAUUCCGCCGGCGACAUUUCAGUUCGGCCGUUCGGAGACGAUACAUUGCCGCAUCAGGAGAUCGAUCUUCUGAAAGUCGUGAAAAAGGCGUCCAGCCUCGGCCUGCAGCUCCCUCUCGUCGUCCGAUUCCCCGAUGUGCUGCGAAAUCGGCUCGAAUCGAUUCAAUCGGCGUUCGAUUCGGCGAUCGAAUCGCGCGGCUACGGCGCGCAUUUUCAGGGGGUUUACCCUGUGAAGAGCAAUCAGGACCGGUUUGUGGUGGAGGACAUCGUUGAGUUCGGGUCGGGCUUCCGGUUCGGGCUGGAAUCCGGAUCCAAACCGGAGCUUCUCUUAGCGAUGAGCUGCCUCUGCAGCGGAAGCCCCGACGCGCUUCUGAUCUGCAACGGAUUCAAGGAUGCAGAGUACGUUUCUCUCGCGCUUGUAGCGAAGAAACUGCGAUUUAAUUCCGUGAUCGUGCUUGAGGAAGAGGAUGAGCUCGACGUCGUGAUCGACGCCGGCCGGAAACUAGGCAUCCGCCCCGUGAUUGGCCUGCGCGCGAAGCUGCGGACGAAGCACGCCGGCCAUUUCGGCUCCACCUCCGGCGAGAAAGGUAAAUUCGGCCUCACGACUGCACAAAUUCUCCGAGUUGUGAAGAAAUUGGGGAAAUUCGAGAUGCUCGAUUGCCUCCAAUUGCUGCAUUUCCAUGUCGGUUCCCAAAUCCCUUCGACUUCUCUCCUCGCCGACGGCGUCGUCGAAGCUGCGCAGAUCUACUGCGAGCUAUUUCGCCGUGGCGCGGCGAUGGAAUUCAUCGACGUUGGCGGCGGCCUCGGAAUCGACUACGACGGCUCCAGAUCUGGAGAUUCCGAUAUAUCUGUCAGCUACAGCCUCCACGAAUACGCCUCAACCGUCGUCAAAACGGUGGCGUUUGUGUGCGAUCGGAAUUCCGUGAAGCAUCCGGUGAUCUGCAGCGAGAGCGGCCGCGCGAUCGUUUCGCACCACUCGGUUUUAGUGUUCGAAGCUGUUUCAGCGAGCUUCAAUGGCGAUGAUCCGCAGAGGAGGACUGAUUCCCCUUGCGUGGAGCGGCUGAGCGACGACGCUCGAGCCGCGUACAAUAGCUUGUACGCGGCGGCGAUGAGAAAAGAGCGCGAGAGGUGUGUGUUUUUGACGGAGGAGCUGAAGGGGAGAUGCGUGGAGCAGUUUAAGCAAGGGAAUUUGGAGAUGGAGGUGCUCGCCGCGGUCGAUGGCUUCUGCGAUUUCAUCUGCGUUUCCGAUGAAAUCAUGACUUAUCACGUGAAUCUCUCUGUUUUCACAUCGAUUCCUGAUUUUUGGGGCAUCGGCCAGCUGUUUCCGAUCGUCCCGAUCCACCGGCUUGAUGAGAAGCCGGAGCUGAGAGGCUUUCUCUCCGAUUUGACCUGCGAUAGCGACGGCAAGAUCGAUAGGUUCAUCGGCGGCGAGGCGAGCUUGCCUCUGCACAAGCUGGUAGAAGACACCGGCGGCGGAGCCUAUUAUUUGGGGAUGUUUCUUGGGGGGGCUUAUGAGGAGGCGUUAGGGGGAAUCCACAACCUGUUUGGCCGGCCGAGCGUGGCUCGCGUGGUGGCGCAGGGCGGCGAUGGAUUCGUGGUGAAGAGCGCGGUGGCGGGGGCAUCGUGUGGGGAGGUGCUCCGGGCGAUGGGGCAUCGCCCGCAGGCGAUGCUGGAGACGCUGAGGCAGCGUGUGGAGGAGUUUGCUGGCGAUGGUGGGGCCGCGGGGACGGUUAUGGAUGGUUUCUUUUGCUGUUUAGGCAACAUGCCUUAUCUGGCUGGGGCGGCGGCGAUGAAGGGCGGCGGCGGUGGUGGUGGUGAUGAGGCUGAGGAAUAGCGGUUGGUUUUAGGGUUGUUAAUGAAGAGGACAAGGCCAGUUAGUUGCUUGUGUUAAAUUAUGGUUGGUGGUGUCUGUUUGUUUAUGAAUUGUACUACAUUUGAAAUCAUAGUUUGACUUAUUUCAUUACGUUAUCAAUUUGGCAUAUGUAAGAUUU